This is a messenger RNA of Zootoca vivipara (common lizard), 9510 nucleotides long. The record is from RefSeq and is a predicted model, not a curated record. NCBI's taxonomy places the organism in Eukaryota, Metazoa, Chordata, Lepidosauria, Squamata, Lacertidae.
AGAUGGCGGCGGCGUCCCAACCGCGCCAUCAGAUGCCCGAGGCAAAGAUGGCCGCUCCGCCUCCUUAACGUCGAGACGCAAUGGCCUCACGCACGGAACUACGCCACCUUCGGAUCCUUUGGCUGGCCAAGCAAUGAGGUGAUCGACUAAGCGGCGGGGAGGAGUCGUUCCGACGGAUUGUGGUUGGCUGAGCGUCGAUCACGUGAGACUGCCGGAAUUUGUUCGCGGAAGUAGUAGUUGGGGUAGAACCUAUGCAGUGCUGCAUUUCAUCUUGGAAUAUCAUGCAAGAGAUGCCAUGUACAGUUUCUUAAAAAAGUUAAGUAAAGGAAGCUCUGAUGGGUUUCAAAAGGUAAUGUUUUCCAGCUGGAGAAUUGGUUUGUUGCUCAGUGGAAGACAGAUUCACAUAUGCAAGAGUUGGAAACUAUGUUAAGAUCUCCAGACUUUGAGCACAGUGUAUGGUCCACAGGAAAAUGUGAUUUUGGGGGCUCUGAAUUGCCGUAGUGAAAACAUGAACAUGGUUCAGUACUGUAAAGAAAAGUGUAAGAGUUGGGCAAAUGGAAAUGUUGGAGACAUUAAAACGGCUCCUUUUCUGAAAGUUGGUGGAAGGAAGUAACAAAACGGAAGUUACUUUAAAAUUCCAAAGUUUGCCAAUUUUUUUCCCUUUGUUGGUUUUUAAUAUGAUUGAAUUGGCUUUCUGUUCCUUUUCUCCUUCUGUAUGUAUUUAUUUUGUGAAUAUAAAUACAUUAUGUUGCUUCUCUUGCUUGCCCUUUUCAUCUCCUGGAAGUGAAACCAUGAAAAAGGAAAGACUGAAUGCAAAAAUGUUAGGCUGCUUAUUCUAGUUAUCAGUUUGAGAGCCCACCUCUCACCCCUCUCGGUCAAUGUUAAGGGGCAAGUUUUGCCAUCUUCCCUACUUUGUAGGAAUGCAACAGCUGUUUGUGUACAUGUCGGUUUAAACACACUAUCUGCUUUGUGUGAACCCUAGCUAUUAUUUUAAAUAAAGACCUCAUAUCUCAAUAGCUCCAACCCUUCAUCUUCAGUUCUUUUUCUUGGUCACUCUAAAAUGCAAUGGUGUGGGACAAAAUCUUAAUGAGCAUAAACUUACUUGCCAUUUCCCUUUAUACACUCAAAAGUGAAUUGGAGAAAGUACAAACCAAACACACAAAAAUGAACAACAGUAACAUUGCUUAGACAUAAUAAUUAAGCAAUAUAUAAAUGCCUUAAAUAAAUAAAACAAUAACAUUACAAAAAUACAAUUGAAAAUUACCAGGAAGCUGCAUAAAAUAAGUGACAUUUUCACAUUGGAGAAAUGGUUUUUAAUACAAAAUAGAUCUUCAGUUGUUAGUGGAAAGAAUAUAAAUGUGUCUCCUUACAGAUCAUCCUGGGUGGGGUGUUAAUAAAGUACAGUAGGCUCCAAUAUAUUGAAGAUAUAUUUUGAAUGUGUUGCCUUCCCCUUACAUCAGGAAUUUAUGAAACCUGUGGCCCUCUAGAUAUAGUUGAAUUCUAAAUCCCAUGAGCCCCAUCCAGCAGUGCCAAUGGUCAGAGCUGAUUGGAGUUGUAGUUCAACAGUAUCUGGAGGGCCACAGGUUCUGCUUCCCGGCAGUAGGGAAUAUGAUAUUCCUCCGUCAUGUGAUGAGAGAAAAUGCCAAUUGUUGAGCUACACAGAAUUUCAAUUGUGCUUAGCACAAUAAGGAUAAAUACACUACACACAAACUAGUUUUAUAAGGAAGGUAUAGGAACUAGCUGGAUGAGUUCUUCUUGGUGGACUACUAAUUGAGCUAUAAUGAGUCUAGACUUGUAGCUAGGAUUACCAAAUUGCAAGCCAAGUACUUACAGUAAUCAGGAAUGGGGUACUUGUCGCCCUUAAGACGUUAUUGGACUCCCAUCGUCCCAACCAGUGGCUGUAUGGGGUGCCUCUAGUAAUUUCUUGCCCACUACUCUACAUGUCUUAGAUUCUCUACCCCGCUCACAAAAGUAGGCACCAAUUUGCAUAAACUUUGUAUAUGCUUUGUGUCAUAUUCCAAUUUAUAUCCUGUUUUGUUGAUCGGGUGGAGGACUCAAAAAUAAAUCCGUGGCCGCACACCAAGUAAUAAAAUGUUUGACCAGCAGAAUGUCAACAGGUUUAACCUGUUGAAUUUCUGCUUGCCAUGCAGCUGUGGAAAGACAAGAGCGCCCUGCUUAAUGCCAACCCUAAACCGUGGAAAUAAUUCUAGUUUCAUGAGAUGUAAACUUUUAUGUUACAAUAGGUCUUUCAUUCAAGAUUCAAUUAAAAAGCAACCAGUGUUUUUAAAUAGCAUUUUUGGUGGGUUUUUAAAAUUAUAUCUCUUAAUAAUUAGGGCAGUGUUAUUAGCAUAGGUCAAACAGACAGCCAUUCUCUCUUAAUUUUUAGGGUUUGUAUCUUUCACACAAAUAUACCCAUUUAAGUGUUCAUACCAACAGCAACAGUCCAAGAAUUUUCUCUCAUGGGAAAGCAAUUAAUCACCCCCUCCAAUACAAUCAAUGCUUUCUCAGUCACAGAGAGAGAGAGACGCCGACCCACCCACAGGCAAUAUGAAAAUACUAAUUAUGGAUUUUAUUUGCAUUUUUUUGGAAAUGUUUACAUAUAGAAGAAACAAGAAUUUUGAAUGCAUGAAAAUGAACCUGAGUUAGAAAGGGCACAAACUCCUUGUCUUUGCUGAUGCUUAGUCACAGCUGUGCUAAAACUCUGGAUUUCUCAAUUGUUUUUCACUGGACAAUAAUCACUUCCUUACCAGGAAAGAUGUAAAAACGGUUUCAGAAUAAGCCAAGAAAUCCCCUCGGAACUAAGAAGGCAGCUCUUCUCUAUUGUCUAAAUUUAGAAUAAAACUUGUCUGUGACCCAGACAUGAAGUCCUCUUACUCCACUGUCUUGAGGAGGGGUUCACUGGGUCCUGUUGAAGCUGUUUUGAGGUCUUCUCCUUGGGUUUCUAUGAGUAACCCCACUAAGAGUGAGCAGCCUCCCACCUAUCCAGUCUAGGGAACCACCCACUAACAGUGCCUCAGACUUAUAUGGAUGGAGCUUCAGAUUCUUGGCUCUCAUCCAGUUUAUUACCGAGGCAAGACAGUGGUCCAGCACAUUCACUGCCACAUGGCAGUGUCAUCAACAUUUUGCUGACGGGGUAAUCCAAAGCUGUGGAUGACCCCCACUCAGCGGUUUCAUGGAGAUGUUAAACAGCAUCUCCUGACAGAGGCGCUCCUAAUCUAGUUGGGAGAUUCAUUUGCUACAUGUUAUAUUUAAUGGGAUGAGUUACAUUUUUGAAUUUAGGGAUGGGAAUUUUAUCAGGCUAUGGAAUAGAUUUGCAGCUCUUUCUAAUUUAUAUUUUAAUCACAUGUUUUUGCUGGUUUUUUUUUUUUAAAGAAUAAAGAUGUUUUAUCAUACUUUGUUUGGCAUCUAUAGAUAUCUUUACAGUGGUACCUCGGGUUACAGAUGCUUCAGGUUACAGACGCUACAGGUUACAGACUCCGCUAACCCAGAAAUAGUACCUCGGGUUAAGAACGUUGCUUCAGGAUGAGAACAGAAAUUGUGCGGCGGCGGGAGGCCCCAUUAGCUAAAGUGGUACCUCAGGUUAAGAACAGUUCCUGGUUAAGAACGAAUCAAGUUCUUAACCUGAGGUACCACUGUAUUUUAAAAGGUUGCGUAGAAGUCUAAUAAAUAUUUAAAAUGUUUUUUAAAGACCAGGAAAAUGAUUAUGCUGAGAAGAUGAUGCAUUUAGUGGAUGAUGGCAUUAUCUGAAUGCGAACUUUGAUCUUUCCACAGCAUUGAACGAAGAUAGCUUGCACUGCUUUUUAAAGACAUGCAGUUCUUUGGUCGGCUUAUGAACACUUUAAACAAUGUCACCGGCUUGUUUUCAAACCCUUUCCGGAUCAAGGAGGUAUCCCUGGCUGACUAUGCAUCUCUGAAACCUGUAAAGUCUGAAGAUAGGGUAGUGCUGUAUGAAAAAAGUUCAUCUCACUCUUGGGAGUGCCUUCUUCUUAACCCCAAUAAUGCAAAAGUUGCUUUCCGGCUCUUCCAGGUAGACCACGAAGGAUUUGCCCUUGAGCACUACGAGCUGUAUGCAAAUAAGUUGCGCCCCUUCUAUGAGAGUUCCCAGAAUCCUUUGCAGCUGGAGGUUUUGCAGCAACUGACGGACUGUUUUCGCAGCCACCCUAGCUGGUCGCUGGCUCAUGUAGCGGUAGACGUUGGUCUCCUGGAGAGCUUCCGUCACAAUCACAUCCUGAGCUGCAUAAACAGCAACAGCGGUGACAAUGAAUGCACUCCGGUGCACAUGGCCUGCCAAAAGGGAGACAUGGAGUGCCUGCGGGAGCUGGUGGAGCAGUGCCAUGCCCGUCUAGACGUCACGGACAAAAAUGGAGAUACCGUCUUCCACUACUCUGUCCGAGGGAACAACCCUGAGAUCAUAGAGCUCAUGGGCAAGAGGUCAACUGCCGCUUUGGACCACGUGAACGACGAAGGAAAGAGCCCUUUGCACCUGGCCUGCCAACUGGGCAAAGAAGAUGCUGUUCAUGCUCUUUUGAAGGUCAAAGCUAAGUGCAGCAACAUGGGAGUGCUCGGCUACCCCAUCCACAUUGCUAUGAAAUACUCCCAGAAAAGAUGUGCUGAGGCCCUUCUUGAUAAGGAGAUCAGCCAGAUUCAGUUGCUAGACCCACGCUAUGGAGCAACACCACUCCACUGGGCCAGAAAUGCUGAUAUGACCCGGCUCCUCAUUGACUAUGGCUGCGAAGUGAACGCCCUCAGCAAGACAGGGGAGUCGGCCCUGCACAUCGCUGCCCGACGGGGGCGCUUUGAAUGCACCAUGGUGCUGCUGACGAAUGGAGCCGUGACAAAUGUGAAAGGGGCGGAUGGCAACACCCCGCUGCACCUGGCCAUGAAGCAAGACCAUCUAGAAAUGAUCAAGGCCCUUAUUGUGUUUGGAGCAGAUGUGGAGGUCCCCAAUGACUUGGGGGAGACGCCGGGGCUGUUGGCGGCCAGGAUCAGCAAAGGUGCCAAUCGGAAGGUGCUCUUAGACCUGCUGAAAAUUGUAGGGAUUGACCGCUUCCACCCACCUGACAUAUCACCAACUGCUUCCACUUCCCAGGAAGGACUACCGUCCCCAAGGAGCACUGACCAAAACCUAGAAUUCCAGGACAUCAUCCAUGUCUCUACAGCACUUAGUACCUUGCUGAAAAAACAAGAUGUAGUUGAUGUUGGCACCGAGAGGAAAAAAAGUCAAGACCGCCUUUUGAGUCUGGAUGGUGGGGGUGUCCGGGGCCUGGUGCUCAUCCAGUUCCUCAUCGCUUUAGAGAAAGCUUCAGGGCGUCCCAUCCGGGAUCUGUUUGACUGGGUCGCAGGGACGAGCACGGGGGGAAUCCUGGCGGUGUCUGUUAUACUAGGAAAGCCAAUGGAAUACAUGCGCUGCUUGUACUUCCGCAUGAAGAACGAGGUGUUUCGAGGGUCGCGGCCCUAUGAAUCGGAACCCCUUGAGGAUUUCCUGAAGAAGGAGUUUGGAGAGCAUACCAAAAUGACGGAUGUCAAGCAACCCAAACUCAUGUUGACAGCGACGCUAUGCGACCGGCAGCCUGCUGAGCUCCACCUGUUCCGGAAUUACAACCCUCCAGAAGGAAGAGGCAAAUCCCAGUACAAGUCCUCGGCUUUGUUUCAAGCGUUGACCAGGCCAGAAGAUCAGCUGAUGUGGCAGGCUGCUCGUUCCAGCGGAGCUGCCCCAACGUAUUUUCGGCCCUUUGGGCGCUUUCUGGAUGGAGGUCUGCUGGCCAACAACCCCACCUUGGAUGCCAUGGCUGAGAUCAAUGAGUGCAACAAAAUCUUAAUCCAGAAUGGUGAGGGUCACAAGGUGAAAAAGCUGGGAGUGGUGGUCUCUUUCGGGACUGGGAAGGCACCACAGGUCCCUGUGAGCUCAGUGGAUGUCUUCCGCCCCUCAAACCCUUGGGAACUGGCCAAGACUGUCUAUGGGGCUAAAGAACUGGGCAAGCUGGUGGUGGACUGCUGCACUGAUCCAGAUGGGCCAUGUGUGACCCGUGCAAGAGCCUGGUGUGAGAUGAUAGAUGCCCAUUAUGUCAGGUUCAACCCUCCUUUGGAGUUGGAUGUGAUGCUGGAUGAGGUGAGCGAUGUGAUCCUGGUGAACCUUCUCUGGGAAACUCAGAUGUACAUUUUCAAAAACUGGGCAGAAUUUCAACAGCUGCUAGAUAUGCUCCUGGUUCCAUGAUGCUUUGCAGCUCUGCCAUGCCUCCCUGCCGCAGCGACCCUGGAUUCUCAGCAAGGAGUGGUAGAUUCCGCUGGCCUCUGGCUUGCCCCUUCUAUUCAUGGCAAGAAACCGACUGGAAGAAUCGGAGGGCUGCACCCACCGAAACGUCUUUUCAGCUUGCCCAGUUCACGUACUUGCUGUGGCUGUUCUUUCCGGGAUGCCUGAUUCCAGUACACCAGCUGCCUGGAAGGGGCUCACUACGUUUCGUUUCGCUUGGCUUGUGUGUGAUAACAUGGGAUCUAACUGACCAGAGUUGGACUAUCUCUGCUACUUCUGGGCAUAUUGAGCCAGAUGCAGUGUCUGACAUGCUGGGUUUGACUAAUGUGCCUUGCUGUCCAAAAUCAUACAUGAGCAGUUAAAACAAAUUGAAUUGCUUGUUUCUCUUCCCCCGUGCCCUUUCCUGGUUGUUUUUUGCUUCCUCCUUUCCAGUUCCUCCUCGCUUGAUCCGAGUGGCGGAGAGGUGAGAGCAGGAAGGAUGGGCUGGGUUUGACAAAUGAUUUCAGACAGUAUUUGCCCACCAGCAGCGGUGUGGAAGGCUUUUUCUCCCCACUUAUGAAGAACUUCCUUAACCAGAAUAGACAGUGUACAGGGGAUCAAAAAUUAAACUUGAGUUAGCGAGGCGACCUUUAGUUGUCAGAUCCAAUGGUCAGGCACACAUUCCAGGGUCCGUUUUUUCCUGUUCUCCCAUAUAUUUGUUUCCUUACUAGAGUCACACACCCCCAUCAGUGCUGCUGCCUCCCCCCCCCCAAAAAAGUGCUGCUAACAGUAACCUAUUGGCUCAGUUUGCAUGUCACAAUAAACCGUGGUUAAUGGUUUGCCUUCCACUUUGCUCUUCCCUUCUAGCCACUAGGAGCAGCAGCAAACCACAAUCCUUGGCUUAGCAGUGCAUCCAAACCUGGGAUGAUUUGUUUGUGUCACUCAAGCGAUUUGUGAUUGGUAAGCCCAGAGCAAGGCUUGACUUGACAUCUUACUUUGUAUGGAGUGAAAUGAACCACGGUCCUUGAGCCCAGGGAUCGUGGUUUGUCGCUCCCACUGGGGGAAGAACAAAGUGCAAGGAACCUUCUGCGCUCUAGGGAUAAGAUGUUACAUCUGGUUCCCAUAAUGUGCAAACACUGCCACUAUUCUUGCAUUUUGACUACUUUAAUAGACUGUACUGGAACUACAGAAAAAAUGUCCUGGAGAAUGUGAAAUCUAAUUGGUGUUUCUCCCGCCCCUCUGCCCCAUUUUUGUAAAUCACUCUUAGUUUGUAUAAAUGUAACUCAGAACUGUAGUGAUGUUAAUAGACUCUGAUGUCUUCGUGAAACUGACACAAUGUUGAAUAAAAGGAAAUGUGUGAUGCGAAAACUGACUUGCGCUUGAACUUAAUACAGCUUAAAGGGCUGUAGCUUGGUGGCAGAGGGUUUGCUUUGGAUGCAGAAGUUCCAGGUUCAAUUCCCAGCAUCUCUAGGUGCGAGUGGGAGAGACCUCUUGUCUGAAACCCCGGAGAGCUGCUGCCAGACAGUGUAGACAGUACUGAGCUAGAUGGACCAAUAGCCUGACUUGUAUAAUGCAGCUUCCUCUGUUUCUGUGUUCCAAGUGUGAGACUCUCUUCUCUGGAAAGGAGCAAGCGGUUGUCAUGGGUGGUGCAAGCUCCUUUCUGAAAGACCACGAGAACAGCAUCGCUGGUUCAGUCCCAUGCUCCAGCUGAAGUCCGCACCCAAAACCGUAACUGAAGACAGUUGCCCCCUCUGUGCUCUCAGUUGCUGGCAGCAUCCACAGCUCCCUCUUUUUUUUAAUGCAGAAUAGAAUUAGGGUCCUUGUACAGAAGAUUGUUUUAUAUGUAACUGUCCAAUAGCAAGCCUGCAGCUCGCCAGUUUAUAGCGACUGCCUAUAGACUGUUUGAGUGAACGGCGUAUGAGUAUUCAGGAGGAAAUGGGCUAAGGUGAGGGAGGUGCAUCUAAAUGACUUGGAAUGGAGGACUGAGAUGAAAGCAAAAUUUGAUCUUGAAUCUGAUCUAAGCCAGCUUUUCCCAAAACUGGAGUCAUGUUUUCAUAUGGAGAUUUCAGCAAUGUGAUUCUGCCAUUUGCUGUUGACGCUCAGAAUCACUUCCAGUGUUUGACCCCUUGGAUACAAGAUCCAGUAUAUGCAUACAUGGUCCUUAAGCGAAUCUGUUUAUACAAACAACCACUAACCACUUGCUUUAGAACAGGAGUGGGGAAUUAAAACACUUCAGGUGUUGCUGGACUACAAUGCCCAUCAUUCCUGACCACUGGCCAUACUGGCCAAGGCUGGUGGGAGUCCAGUGACAGUGGGCUACAGAUUUUCCCUAUCCCUUUAGAGUGCAGUGGCCAAGGGCGGGGAUGUAAUGAGGCUGAGGUCUAACACAAACUUGCAAGCUCAUUGGCUCAUGUUUAACUUCGCUUUGGUGUUUUUCUUCCAUGUUUUCUUCCAUGCUUUGGUGUUUUUCUUCCAUUCCUUGGCUCCCCCCCCCUUGUGUUACGUGCCUUGCAACGACAAAUGUCAUGUGUGAAUUUGGCCAUCAUGGAUAUUGUGGCAGUACCUUCACCAGGGGCUGCUAUCAUAGGACUUGCUAGUGGACAUACCGUGUUUCUCCAAAAAUAAGACACCGUCUUAUAUUUAUUUUUCCUCAAAAAAAAAAACACGGUGGCUUAUUUUCAGGGGAUGUCUUAUUUUAUUAUUAUUAAGUAUGGUACAGUUUAACCUACAAGGUUAAACUGCCUAUCACUAUGGCUUAUUUUUGGGGUAUGGCUUGUUUUCGGAGAAACACGGUACCUGGUCAUUGCUUAGUUCACUUGUGCAAGUUAAAAUUGAGUUGUGGCAUUAUAACUCCAUAAAAAAGUGGGGAAGUUUUGUAAGGCAACAUCUCACUACUUUUGAAGUUAGCGCUUUAUCAAGGUGACGCCAUGGGUAUCCAUGUUGGGGUCCCUCCCUGCAUGAACCAUAACCCCCAGAUUCCCAGCUUGCUUCCUUUUUUAAAGUUAAGUUUCUAGCAUUUGUAGACCCUGAAGUAUGAGGGGGGGGGGGAGUACAUAUACCAAUCUCUUCAUUUUUAAUGAGAAAUUAGCCUGCUCCCUGCUUUCAGUAUUUUACUCCUUCCUCAUGGAUGCUCCCUCAUAAAUAUUCCUAUUGGAUGCCCAUGUCUAUAACAUUGGUUCUAGAACCACAUGAAAGAGAUUGCGACACUUGUGGACAACAGUGGAUCACAAAAGAGGACAUUUACAGUAUAGCUGAUCCCUAUGCAUUCUGUAUUUCAAGAG